Solanum verrucosum is the source of this 1206-nucleotide messenger RNA. RefSeq lists its product as uncharacterized. The record is from RefSeq and is a predicted model, not a curated record. Lineage: Eukaryota; Viridiplantae; Streptophyta; Magnoliopsida; Solanales; Solanaceae. The coding region runs from base 1 to 1206 and encodes 401 amino acids. The transcript has a single exon.
AUGGAUAAGUUUCUCAUCAAGUUACCAAAGCCAAAAGAUGGCCAACCAAGUUCUAGCUCUAAUCAACCAUUUGUGAGUUCACAAGUUGCUCCGGAAGUUCAAAGACAUACAAAUUCUUUUCCACUUUCAAAUAUGGAUAAUAUGCUUGAUUUUAAAUCUCUUGAAGCAGAUCCCAAAGAUCGAAUGCCUAUUUCAUCUUAUGGUCCUAAUAUUCGAGAUGCGGUAAGGAGGUAUUACAUUCAAAAAAAGUCAUGUCAGCCUGUUGAUCAUAUCUUCCCUAAAACUAAGUUUGGAGAAAAAAUGCGUCAAUUUCGACCAACUUGGUUUAAGAGAAGAUCUCAAUGGUUGGAAUAUAGCAUUAAAGCAGACGCGGCAUUUUGUUUGUGUUGUUAUUUGUUCAAGAAUGAACUUGAAAGUCGUGGAAAUGUCGGAGAUUCAUUUACAAGAGAUGGUUUUAGGUGUUGGAACAAAGCUUUAGAAAGAUUCAAAAAACAUGUUGGUAAGGUAAAUAGUAUCCAUCAUAAAUGUUUCAAUAGGAUGCAAGAUUUGAAAAACCAACGACAAUCGAUCCAAUCUUCUUUUGACAAGCAAAGUGAAAAGGCAAGAAGUGAUUAUCGGAUGCGUUUAAAUGCCUCAAUUGAUGUAGCAAGAUUUCUCUUGACAUCGGGAUUUCCAUUUCAUGGGCAUGAUGAAAGUGAAGGUUCUGAAUAUAAGGGUGCUUUUCUUGAACUUUUGAAAUGGUAUGGGGAUAGAAGUUUUGAUGUGGGAAGAGUAAUAUUAGGUAAUGCUCCACAAAAUGAUAUGAUGAUUUGUUCGACAAUUCAAAAAGAUAUUGUGGAGGCUUGUGCUAAAGAAACAACUAAGGCUAUCAUUGAAGACUUGGACGGUGAUUAUUUUGGAAUAUUAGUUGAUGAAUCAAAGGAUGUUUCUCAUAAGGAGCAAAUGGCUCUAAUUUUGAGAUAUGUCAACAAAAGUGGAAUGGUGAUAGAGCGAUUCUUGGGUAUUGUCCACGUAAAUGAUACAUCUUCUCAAUCAUUAAAAAAGGCAAUUUAUUCUUUGCUUUUGGAUCACUCAUUAUGUACAUCCAAAAUACGUGGUCAAGGUUAUGAUGGGGCUAGUAAUAUGCAAGGGGAAAUAAAUGGUCUCAAGUCUUUGAUUUUACAAGAUACGUCAUCUGCAUAUUCUAUUCACUGUUUUGCUCACUAA